AUGAAGAUAUACUACAUAGGCAUUUUGAAAGUGGGCGACUCCGUUGUUGAGUUGUCUUCCGCUAGAGACCUCUCGCAGUUUUCUUUUUUUGAGAGGUCUUCCGUGUCCCAGUUCAUGACCUUCUUUUCUGAAACGGUGUCCCAAAGAACUCCUGCGGGUCAGAGACAAAGUAUCGAGGAGGGAAACUACAUUGGCCACACGUACACUCGUUCCGAAGGAUUGUCUUGUGUCAUCAUCAGUGACAAAGAGUACCCAGUUAGACCAGCGUACACUUUGAUCAACAAGAUAUUGGAGGAGUACUUGUCGUUACACCCAUCCAGUGAAUGGGGCCUGGUGACGGCUACCAACCCAUCCUUGACCUUUGAUAAGUUGGAAACAUACUUGAAGAAGUACCAGGACCCAAGUCAAGCGGACUCGAUCAUGAAGGUGCAGCAGGAGUUGGACGAAACCAAGAUUGUGUUGCACAAGACCAUCGAAAGUGUCUUGCAAAGAGGCGAGAAGCUAGAUUCGUUGGUGGACAAGUCGGAGGCGUUGUCUUCUUCGUCUAGAAUGUUCUACAAGCAGGCCAAGAAGACAAACUCUUGCUGCGUGAUUGUUUGA
Clavispora lusitaniae ATCC 42720 is the source of this 600-nucleotide messenger RNA. RefSeq names its product palmitoyltransferase (gene YKT6). The record is from RefSeq and is a predicted model, not a curated record. Gene Ontology annotation, biological process: endoplasmic reticulum to Golgi vesicle-mediated transport. Lineage: Eukaryota; Fungi; Ascomycota; Pichiomycetes; Serinales; Metschnikowiaceae. Gene Ontology annotation, molecular function: SNAP receptor activity. Gene Ontology annotation, cellular component: membrane; Golgi apparatus.